Loa loa (African eye worm) is the source of this 411-nucleotide messenger RNA. RefSeq lists its product as hypothetical. The transcript has 3 exons. The coding region runs from base 1 to 411 and encodes 136 amino acids. The record is from RefSeq and is a predicted model, not a curated record. NCBI's taxonomy places the organism in Eukaryota, Metazoa, Nematoda, Chromadorea, Rhabditida, Onchocercidae.
AUGGCAUACUGGAAUAAUAAUAACUCAUUAGGAUGGUUGUAUCAAAAUGAUAAAGAUUUUUCUGCCAUUUCUAAUAUGUUGGUAACGGGAAAAACAUCCUAUGUAGGACAGGAAGAACAGGCUGGAUAUCUUAGCCUGUCACGAUGCAGCAGCAAGAGCAGCAGCAGAAGCAGUAAUAGUAGCAGUAAUAGCAGUAUUAACAGUAGUAGUAGCAGCAGUAGUAGUAGUAGUAGCAGCAAAUUCUCCAUCCAAUGUCAUAUGCGCGUGACAUUAUGGGAUGCAAUUAUCAAUAUUGUUGAAGGGAACUCCACGGCAUUUAGGAUGUUAACCGGAAGGACAGGAUGUGUUUUCCGGUUCUCUCAUCAUAACAGGAGCAUGCCAAUUUCCCAUUCGAAACAGACAAAUAUUUAG